AUGGCUUCUUCCGCACUCAGCCCUUCAGAGAAAUGGUCGCUGUUUGUGGCCACCGGAGCUUCUCUGGCUGUGAUUGCCAACACCUUCCAGGGAGAUGGAGCCCCUCUUGUGGCAUCCCUCGCGUUCUCGACCCUGGCUUUCUCUAUGACUUAUGCUUUUGUGCGAUGGUCCGGCCCGGCUUUUGUCAAGGCUGGCCUGAAAGGGAGAGACAUGAGCAAGAUCAUGCCUAAAGAGAUUCCUGAGGCCAUGGGGGCAGUGGCUGCGGCGGUCUACAUACUGGCUCUGAUGGCCUUCAUUCCUUUCGCCUUCUACAAGGACAUCGUCGCUGCUACGUCCGGUGGAGGAAACCGGGAUGUCGUUCUCACAGUCACUGAGGUCGAGACUGGACGCUUUUUGCACCGAUUUCCUCACUCGAAACUGUCCUCGUAUCAAUCGGCACUGAACACGCUCCAAGCCACGACCAUACUUGGUAUAUGCGACGACCUCCUCGACCUUCGCUGGAGACACAAGUUCUUCAUCCCCGCGGUAGCAUCACUACCCCUGCUGAUUGUUUACUAUGUCGACUUUGGCGUCACUUCGGUGGUGGUUCCCAAUUUCCUUGUCCCUUACAUGCCUAAUCAAGCUCGUCUCAUCGACCUGUCAUUCUUCUAUUACCUGUACAUGUCAGCACUGUCAAUAUUUGCCCCAAACUCCAUCAACAUCCUCGCAGGGGUCAAUGGGAUUGAAGUUGGACAGUCACUGGUGAUUGCGGGACUCUUGGUGCUCAAUUCAGCACUCUAUCUGGUCCCUUUCCCUGGGAAUCCGGUCUUGAACCACGCCUAUGCAACGCGCCCACAUCCUGCCACCGAUGGACAUCUCAUGACGCUGUAUAUCUUAUUGCCAUUCUUGGCCGUGUCGACAGCCCUUUACAUCCACAACCGAUACCCAGCUAGAGUCUUCGUUGGGGACACAUAUUGCUAUGUCGCAGGCAUGACAUUUGCGGUGGUGGCGAUCAUGGCGCAUUUCAGCAAGACACUCCUUCUGCUUCUGAUUCCACAGAUUGCCAACUUCCUCUACAGUACUCCACAGCUAUUCCACCUGAUUCCGUGUCCUCGACAUCGGCUACCCAAGUUUAACGCAAGAACAGGCCUCCUCGAGCCCAGUGUGACACCAUGGCCACCGGAGAGGCCUCCCAGCAAGCUUCUCACGGCGGUAUUCUUCUUCCUCGAGAAGUUACACCUAAUUCAAGUGACGGUGGAUUCCAAGACGAACCGCAUCUCUAGCACAUCGAAUCUGACCAUUAUCAAUUUGUGGCUGCUGUCAGGUUUCCCUCUGAUGGCCGGAAGACCUUCAAAACGAGUCAAGCUCGACUCCAACCCAAGUCACAUUCCAUCGGCCUCGCAGAGAUCGCCUCCAGACAGCAAUGUCGCGGACCCAGCAUCCAUCCGGGUGAAGAGAGCCGCGUUCCUCAGUUCAAUCUCAAGGUCAAUCUCACCUCCAGGCAUCUCGAGAUCGGGAACAACGACGCCGCAGCCGCAGACCCAGACGAGCGAGAGCCCAAAAAAGGACGAUCCUCCUCGUCCUCCGCUACCUCAGAUUCAAUCACCCAAGCGAGUCCACGCAGAUUCAGACAGUCAAUACACCAACAUUGAAUCCAGCCAAACCUCUACAGCGAAGCUCGUUCCCUCCCCUUUCAGACUCACGACCAUACGUGACCUUCCGCCUUCCAAGAACGCUGAUACUGUCUCACUACAUGACAUCCUCGGGAAUCCACUGAUCAAGGAAGCAUGGAUCUUCAACUACUGCUUCGAUGUCGACUGGCUGAUGACCCAUUUCGACCCCGAUAUUCGCCCCAGUGUCAAAGUAAAGAUUCUUCAUGGCUCGUGGAAGAAUGACUCUCCAAACAAGAUCCUCAUCGACGAUGCGUGUCGGAGAUGGACCAAUGUUGAAGCCGCGACUGCUUAUUUGCCUGACCAGUUCGGAACUCACCAUAGCAAGAUGUUCAUUCUCUUUACCCACGAUGACCUUGCGCAGGUUGUUAUCCACACAGCCAAUAUUUUGGAGAAGGACUGGACCAACAUGACCCAGGCGGCAUGGCUGUCUCCUAUGCUACCACUUCUAGAAGGCAAGCAGGUAGACAAACCGGGCAAGAUAGGAACUGGGACGAGAUUUAAGCAUGAUUUGCUCGCCUAUCUCACCGCAUACGCAUCAAAAACAAAGGACCUGCGGGAACAACUGGCUCAAUUCGAUUUUAGAACCGUCAGAGGUGCCCUUGUUGCUUCCGUUCCGUCACGAAUGAAGGAGUCCUCAACCGCGCAGAAGAACGAGGUCGCCUGGGAUUUGAAGCUCUGGGGCUACCCAAGUCUGUUGCGAGCGUUGAGAUCGAUUCUCCCAACACAAGGGAAGACUAUACCAUCCAACAAGCAGACAGGCACAGAGUCACCGCAUGUUGUUUGCCAGAUUUCCUCAAUCGCCACCCUCCCACAGAGCUGGCUAAAUCAGUUCUUCCCAGUGCUCUACUCUGCCCUGCAAUUUACCUCAACCAGUCCAGCACGUGAAUGGGAGCCCGAGCGCAUCUCAAUCAUCUACCCAACACCUCACAACGUUGCGGCAUCGCUCGACGGGUACGCAUCCGGCGGAUCCAUCCACACAAAGGCACAAUCCGCUGCUCACUUGAAACAAAUCACUGGCCUUCGAAGAUCAUUGUGUCAAUGGACCAGAGGCUCAAUCAAAGACGCAAGAGCGGGAAGAGACGAGGCGGCACCACACAUCAAGACAUAUGUGUGCUUUGCCAGCAAGCCGAUGACGACGAAACCAAGACCGGAGGUGAAGUGGGCGUUGUUGACGAGCGCGAAUCUAAGCCAGCAGGCCUGGGGCACUCUCCGCGUGAAAGAUAAGGAGAUUGUCGUGCAGAGCUACGAGAUCGGCGUGCUUGUCUGGCCAGAGCUGUUUGCCGAGAACUUUGACGCCGAAGGCGCCAGUGAGACGGACGAGCACGGUGCAGUGGGAGAAGAGACCAGUGAUGCCCGAAAGAUAAAGAUGAUUCCCGUGUUCGGAGGAGAUACACCUCAACACCCUCCACACACCUCGAACGACAUCGCCGAAGCAUCGCCUGGUCCCGAAACACUGGUCGGCCUGCGCAUCCCGUACGACCUCCCCCUUACGCCUUACAAGGACGGCGACAUGCCAUGGAGUCCGCAGGGCGUGUACGAGCAGCCCGACCGCUGGGGUAGACGAUGGCCCAGGAAUUUCACCUGA
Fonsecaea monophora is the source of this 3237-nucleotide messenger RNA. RefSeq lists its product as hypothetical. The record is from RefSeq and is a predicted model, not a curated record. Bases 1 to 3237 code for a protein of 1078 amino acids. Gene Ontology annotation, biological process: DNA repair; protein N-linked glycosylation; dolichol-linked oligosaccharide biosynthetic process. Gene Ontology annotation, molecular function: phosphoric diester hydrolase activity; UDP-N-acetylglucosamine-dolichyl-phosphate N-acetylglucosaminephosphotransferase activity. The transcript has 3 exons. NCBI's taxonomy places the organism in Eukaryota, Fungi, Ascomycota, Eurotiomycetes, Chaetothyriales, Herpotrichiellaceae. Gene Ontology annotation, cellular component: membrane; nucleus.